Molecule: messenger RNA, 1952 nt
Organism: Hyphopichia burtonii NRRL Y-1933
Lineage: Eukaryota; Fungi; Ascomycota; Pichiomycetes; Serinales; Debaryomycetaceae
Gene: TFG1
Product: transcription factor IIF subunit
Exons: 1
Coding region: 46-1917 (623 amino acids)
Biological process (GO): positive regulation of transcription elongation by RNA polymerase II; transcription initiation at RNA polymerase II promoter
Cellular component (GO): nucleus; transcription factor TFIIF complex
Molecular function (GO): DNA binding; RNA polymerase II general transcription initiation factor activity; TFIIF-class transcription factor complex binding
Source: RefSeq, a predicted model, not a curated record
AAAUAUUCACUGCUCGACACACCGAUACAUCAAAACACUUGAAGCAUGAGUCAACUGCCUGUGAAAAAGGAACCGACCGUGAAGUCUGAGCCGAUUGAUGUAUUUUCACCUAGUUCAUCAUUUAAUGGUGAUGCUACAGGAAGACCAUCACCAUCUGCUGCUAGUAAUGGUAAUACACCUAAUAGUAAUGGUAGCAGGCCACCAGUAGUCAAGAAAGAAGCCAAAUGGCAAGAUAUACCGUUAAAAUGUUGUACUAAAGCAGAAUUGGACGAUAUUCGUUAUCAUAUAUUACGCUUCCAAACAAAACAGGAUGUGGAUAUAAAUAAUAAUUUCACCAAGCCAGUUAGAAUGCAUAGAAAAGAUCCUAGAAAUAUACAAUUUCAACUCACAAGAGAAGAAAUUGACCGACGUAAAAGAGAUCAGGAAGCAAGAAAACUGGAAACAGAUCGAGCUCAAGAAGACGAAGCUGAUUCUCAAGCAGCUGAUGAAGUAGAUGCUGCAAGUGAUGCAGCGAAAAGAAACCAAGCAGAUAUGUCACAAGUGGCUCCCGAUGGUGGUGCUCGUAAGCCUAAAAAGAAUGUUUUUAAACGUAAAACAAAACAAAUAAAUUUAAUGGCUGAAGAGAAAAGAAAAUUAAGAUACGAAGAAUAUUAUCCAUGGGUCUUAGAAGAUUAUUCCGGUAAAAAUGUCUUUGUAGGUAAUUAUGAGGCUGGUUCUUCAGAUACUCAACAUGUAUUAUUCGUCUUUGAUAAAGAUGGUUUUAAAAUGGUUCCUGCUGAAAAAGUUUAUAAAUUUACUCCUAGAAAUAAAUACGCUACUUUAACUUUAGAAGAAGCUGAAGCUAAAAUGGAAAAAAAUGCCACUACUCCAAGAUGGUUAAUGAAACAUAUGCAUGAUAAUUCUUCUUCUGAAGGCGCUACUCCUGAUAUGAGAUUUAGACAUGCAUCUACAAAUGGUAAUGCUGCAGUUGGGGGGUCUUCUAGUCGUGGUAGAAGAAUGAGAACCGUCACUGGUGGAGAAACAAAUGAUCGUGAUUCUGAUCAUGAUGAUAUUGAUUUCGAUGAGGAAUUUGCCGAUGACGAAGAAGCUCCAAUUAUGGAUGGUGAUGAAGAAGAAAACAAAUUAUCGGAGAAAAAAAUAAAAAGGGAAAUGAUGAAGGCUGCACAUUUUGAUGGUCAAUCUGAUGCAGAUAUGGAAGAUGAUGAUGAUUUGAAUGAUUUAUUUGAAACUGAAAAAUCAAGAAAAGUCGAUAAAGAAGGUAAAAAAUUACGUAAAGUUUUAAAUAAAACAGAAGGUGGAGUUUACGAUAGUGACGAUAACGAGGAAACUAAUCCUCCUUAUGUUUCUCAAUCAGAUUUGGAAAGUGGUAAUGACAGUGAGGAUGAUGAAACAAAAGUAAAAGAAGAACCAAAUGAUUCCUUAUCAAAUGAAGUUCAAAAUGUAAGAGCUUUCACCGCUAGAAAUGUUGGUGAUGGGUUUGUGGUCAUAAAAGCUCCAAAAGAUUUCCUUAAUGGUUUCCCUAAAGGAGAAUGGAAUCCAAAUGUCAAGAAGAGACAAAUUGAGACCAAUAAAUCUCCUAAAAAGAAGGCAAAACUUGAACGUGAUUCUACUCCUUCACAAACUACCUCGCCCCAAGUUAAAAAGGAAAAACAAAGCGUUUCACCUUCUCCAACUCCUGCUGCUACCAAUCUUGCUAAUGUUGACUUGAACUCAGGCGGCCCUAAUAAUGAAUACGUCACUGUUAAAGAGGUCUUGGAUAUCGUCAGUAAUAAUCCUUUAACAACUAAAGAAUUGUUAGUCCGUUUGAGAAAUAGGGUCAACGCACACAAGGACAAUAAGCAGCGGAUCAUCACGAUUGUCAAGCAAACUCUCAAAUUAGUUGAUGGUAAGUUGGUGCUUAAAGACGAAAAUCGAUAAUUUAUUUAAUUACGAUUUUUUUUUUUUUUUUUUUU